AUGAACAACCUAAUUAGUAAAUUCAAUAAAAUUAUUUAUUUGAAUGCAACCAAACAAACAAAUAAAAUUAAUUGUAGUUUUUAUUCAACAACAAUAAAUAACAAUAACAAUAAUAAUAAUAAUAAUAAUAAUAACAAUAUUUCAAAUAAAAAAGCUGAAAUGAGUAAGGAAAAUCAACAACUUUUACAAGAUUUAGAAGAAGAAUUUGACGAAGAUGAAUUUAAACCAUAUGUUAAUCCAAUAACAAAAGAAAUUGGUGGACCAAAAGGCCCAGAACCAACCAGAUAUAAUGAUUGGGAAAGAAAUGGAAGGGUAUCUGACUUUUAA
Dictyostelium discoideum AX4 is the source of this 327-nucleotide messenger RNA. RefSeq lists its product as hypothetical. The coding region runs from base 1 to 327 and encodes 108 amino acids. The record is from RefSeq and is a predicted model, not a curated record. The transcript has a single exon. Gene Ontology annotation, cellular component: mitochondrial matrix. NCBI's taxonomy places the organism in Eukaryota, Evosea, Eumycetozoa, Dictyosteliales, Dictyosteliaceae.